Molecule: messenger RNA, 1077 nt
Organism: Lotus japonicus
Lineage: Eukaryota; Viridiplantae; Streptophyta; Magnoliopsida; Fabales; Fabaceae
Product: ethylene-responsive transcription factor ERN1
Exons: 1
Coding region: 94-903 (269 amino acids)
Biological process (GO): regulation of DNA-templated transcription
Molecular function (GO): DNA-binding transcription factor activity; DNA binding
Source: RefSeq, a predicted model, not a curated record
CCAUUAUUAUUGUGAGAGCUAAAGCAAUUUGUUCUAUUCUUUUCUCUUCCUCAUAACUUCCCUCACUCAAUUACUAAAUUUGAACAAUUUGUGAUGGAGAUUCAAUUCCAGCAACCAAAUUUGCAGCAACAUCAGAAAGCAGGAACCAAAGGAGGAAAAUUCAAAGGGAGAAACAGAAACAGCAACACAAACAAAUUUGUUGGAGUGAGACAAAGGCCAUCAGGGAGAUGGGUAGCUGAGAUCAAAGACACAACUCAGAAGAUAAGAAUGUGGCUUGGCACAUUUGAGACAGCAGAAGAAGCAGCAAGAGCCUAUGAUGAAGCUGCAUGCCUCCUUCGCGGAUCGAACACGCGAACCAACUUCAUCACUCAUGUCUCCUUGGAUUCCCCUCUCGCUUCGCGGAUUCGAAACCUUCUUAACAACAAAAAAGGUAACAAAAAACAGGAAGGUGUUGUUGAUGUUGGUGUUGAUGUUGAUGUUCCUGCCCCAAGUGCUAGCACAACUAGCACUAGUAGUAACACAAGCAAUAGUGACAAAAAUGAUCAUAACUCUCUUUCUAGUGGGAAAGUUCAAAACACAAUGCUGUUUGAUGAUGCUUAUAAACCAGAUUUGAGCAAUUGCAAGGAGGAUUUUCAAUCUUGUCCACCUCAAUCCAACUUUUCUUGGGGUUUUGGACCGGUUUUUGAUCGUUUUCCCAUUGCUCAAAUUUUGGACAUGCCUAAGACUGAUGGCAUGAUUGAUGCAGCUAGCUUGGAGCUUUCAGAAUUUGAGAGAAUGAAAGUUGAGAGACAGAUAUCAGCUUCACUCUAUGCAAUUAAUGGGGUCCAUGAGUACAUGGAAACUGUUCAGGAUUCCAAUGAAACUCUGUGGGAUCUUCCACCCUUGUGCUCAUUGUUCUGUUAAACUUGAUCUUGAAGGUCUUAAGUUAAUGAUCCUGCAAAUGUUUCUUCCCAUAGCAUCAGUCUUAGUUUGUACAAUUAUUGAAAACUUGAGAGGGAGGAGUGUAGGAUCAAGGAUUGAUUGAAAUAUUACAAUAAAUAUAUUGCUUUAAUGAGAGAUAAUUCUGUUUUUACUGCU